This is a messenger RNA of Daphnia carinata, 546 nucleotides long. RefSeq names its product DNA-directed RNA polymerase II subunit RPB11-like (gene Rpb11). Gene Ontology annotation, biological process: transcription by RNA polymerase II. The record is from RefSeq and is a predicted model, not a curated record. Gene Ontology annotation, cellular component: RNA polymerase II, core complex. Lineage: Eukaryota; Metazoa; Arthropoda; Branchiopoda; Diplostraca; Daphniidae. Gene Ontology annotation, molecular function: protein dimerization activity; DNA binding. The coding region runs from base 89 to 457 and encodes 122 amino acids. The transcript has 3 exons.
AAUGCGCAAUGCAAUGCUGCAUUCUUAGAUUAAACUGUCAAUCGUUGCCUCGUAGACAAAUGUUUGUUAUUUUACCGGAAAGUCGAAAAUGAAUGCACCUCCGUCAUUCGAAUCAUUUCUUCUGUUUGAAGGAGAAAAAAAAAUCGUAGUCGAACAGGACACGAAAGUUCCGAAUGCAGCUAUCUUCACAGUAAAUAAGGAGGACCACACUCUUGGAAACAUGAUUCGUUGCCAGUUGCUGAAAGAUCCUAAUGUGUUGUUUGCUGGCUACAAGCAGCCUCAUCCACUGGAACACAAAUUCAUCUUGAGGAUCCAGACUUCCCCUUCCUAUUCACCUCAAGAUGCUUUGAUGAAUGCCAUCACAGAUCUUAUUUCAGAACUCUCCCUUCUCGAAGAGCGAUUUCGCGUAAUAUUUUUGUAUUCAAGUCUAAGAACAAACAGCAUAAUAACAAUAUAAAAAAUUUCUUUAUGUAGGACGCCGUACGAGAAAAGCGAGAGGGCUUAGAAUAGAAAACUAAUAAUUCACAAAUAAACACAUGGAAGCAU